CGUCAAUCCCUUAGCAAAAAAGAUGUGGGUUCUCGGCCAUAAGAGAAAUUUAUAGAUAUCGAAGGAUAUCCUCGAAAAUGAGGCGAGUGAUCUGUAUUUUAUUUUUUUUUCACUAUCUGGUAGAGGUAAUAGAAGCUCUAUCAUAAAGAUGGGGCAAGUAGUUCAAGAACUUGGAACUUCGGUUGCUAAAAGCCCGAUCCAGUUUUGGUUAAAUUGUUUGUUUCCCGUGCGUUGUUGAAAAUAAUUUCCCUUUUCCACAAGUAUAUCUCAGCACAGAAAUGAACCAUCUACAGACUAAAGCUGAUCGUGAAGCAUUCAUUGACAAAUACGAAAACUUUUUAUUCGAUUGUGAUGGUGUUUUGUGGGAAGGCGAUCAUAUGUUUGAUGGUGUACCUAACGCAAUGACGCUUCUAAGAGAAAAAGGCAAACGUGUUUUUUUUGUCACCAACAACAGUACAAAGUCCAGAGAAGCAUUUUUGAAAAAGUUUGAAGGUUUUGCUAUUAAUGCAACCAAGGAAGAAGUGUUCAGCUCUGCAUUCGCCACCGCCUCCUAUCUCAAACAUGUACUGAAAUUCCCUUCAGAUAAAAAGGUAUACAUUAUCGGUAUGAAUGGCAUUAAAGAUGAAUUAGCAGCAGAAGGUAUUCGCAGCUGUGGUGGUGAAGAAGACAGUGGCGUAUUUGAUAACGCCCCAAUCGAAGAUGAUGAGGAAGUGGGUGCUGUCGUUAUUGGCUUGGAUACAAAGGUGAAUUACAGAAAAUACGCAAAGGCAUUCGCUUAUUUGACACGAAACAAAGGAUGUCAUUUUAUUGUCACGAACGAGGAUUCAACUUAUCCUCAGUAUGGUUCAUUCUAUCCUGGUGCUGGCGCUAUUGCUGCUCCUAUUAUCACAGCCCUUGGUAGACGUCCUGACGCUGUCUUGGGCAAACCAGCCCAGAAUAUGCUUGAAGCUAUUAUAGCAGAAUACAACAUUGAUCCCAAAAAGACUGUCAUGAUUGGAGAUAGACUGAAUACAGACAUUGAGUUUGGAAUUAAUGGGAACAUCGACACCUUAUGUGUCUUGACCGGUAUUACAACUGAAGAAGAGUUGUUGAGCCCUGAGAAUAAAACCAGACCUACUUAUUAUAUUAGAAAAUGGAAGGAAGCCUUCUCUUUGUAUGAUAAAAAGGGCAACAGUACAGUUUCGUCUGCUAACCUCGGCGACCUUUUGAGAGGACUUGGUCAAAACCCUACACAAGCUGAAGUACAAGAAUUGAUCAAAGAAACUGCCAAGUCCAAAAACAUCCCUGAGAACCAAGAAUUUGACAUUGAUUUCGGUACCUUUUUGUCCAUUCUCACGCGACCUGAUGGUUUCAAGCCCGCAGGCACAGCACAAGAAUUUAUUCAAGGCUUCCAAGUGUUUGACAAGGAAGGCGACGGUUACAUUUCAGCCGGUGAAUUACGUUAUGUCUUGACUAACCUUGGUGAAAAGUUGACGGAAGAUGAAGUGAACGAGCUCUUGAAGGAAGUUGAAGUUGGUAAAGAUGGCCGUAUCAACUAUGUUGAUUUUGUCACUGUCGUUUUGUCUAGUUAGACAAAACCACAGCCCUGAUUGCAAUAUAUUCAAUUAUACCGCCGUUUGUCUUUUUGUUUGAAUUGAGUACUUCAGUUUUCAAAAAUAAUAAACGGAUUAAUGAUAGUGUGCCAUGUCAUCCAUACUUCAAGGGUGCCGAAGAAAAAGAAGAGUGUAAUAACAAUGACUAUCAUGAUUGGCUGCUAUAGGGUAAUAUUCACACUCUCAGUUUAGUUGAAAGCUUCUGAACUAUUGUAACUUGUUACUUUUUGGUGCUGUCUAUUUAAAUGAUGAAGGUGUCUUCCUUACACUAUUGCCUUUAUCAGCG
This is a messenger RNA of Mycotypha africana, 1878 nucleotides long. Its product is annotated as HAD-like domain-containing protein. Lineage: Eukaryota; Fungi; Mucoromycota; Mucoromycetes; Mucorales; Mycotyphaceae. The record is from RefSeq and is a predicted model, not a curated record. Gene Ontology annotation, molecular function: calcium ion binding; alkaline phosphatase activity; phosphoglycolate phosphatase activity. The coding region runs from base 279 to 1571 and encodes 430 amino acids. The transcript has 10 exons.